Drosophila hydei is the source of this 2392-nucleotide messenger RNA. RefSeq names its product GTP-binding protein 2. Gene Ontology annotation, molecular function: translation elongation factor activity; GTP binding; GTPase activity. Gene Ontology annotation, biological process: translational elongation. Lineage: Eukaryota; Metazoa; Arthropoda; Insecta; Diptera; Drosophilidae. The record is from RefSeq and is a predicted model, not a curated record. The transcript is spliced from 4 exons. The coding region runs from base 344 to 2161 and encodes 605 amino acids.
UGACAAGAGGGAAUACGCUUAGUAUCUUAUAUUCAUUUACAUACUUGCACAGUCUGGUUGAACUUUAUUUACAAACAAUGUAAUGUAAAAAAUUAUAAGUGUUUGUGUUUAUAAUGUCUCUUGGCUCUAAAUUUCCAAAUUAUUAGUUCACACUGUCCAAUGGCGAUAAGCUCGUCAAUAUCUGUUUCAUUUAACUGAGCAACACCAAGUCAAAAGCGUCUCACGCAAUCCAGGUGCAUUAUUACUCAACAUAAAUUGCACAAAAGAUCGCGGGCAUAACAUUGGAUAAACAGGUUUAACUCAAAGCGACUUAACAUCUAUUGUGAAAUUUAGCUGCCACAAUAUGGAGUCGUUUUUAAGCCUAUUCGAUCCGAAUCAGCCAGACGAUGGCUUCGACGAGGAGCACGAGCUAAAUGGCAACAGCAGCGGCAGCAGCGAAUAUGAGGUGGAUGGAAAUGUCAAUGAGAGCAACAACAGUAGCAACAACAACAACACUACAAGCAAUGUUAAAAGCAAUCUAAUCUUUGACUUUGAGCAGGGAGUCCUACCUCCGGAGCCGCAGCUGGGCAAUGUAGAGUAUAAGCUCAAAUUGGUAAAUCCGUCAAAGCAACGAUUUGAACACUUGGUCACUCAAAUGAAAUGGCGUCUACGUGAAGGUCAAGGUGAGGCCAUCUAUGAGAUCGGUGUCUCUGAUGCGGGCCACCUGCAGGGCCUUAGCGAUAAGGAUAUGAAUGCAUCUCUUACCACGCUCAAGCAUAUGGCUCAUCACUUGGGCGCUAGCACAUCCGUGCUGCGACGUAAGACAGUUGACAUGCGGCGUUCUGUUGCCGAAGUACUGGUACGCAAGAUCCCCGAUGAUCAGCACAACAUUGAAGUGCGCGUCGCCGUUUUAGGUGGCGCCGAUGCAGGCAAAUCCACUCUGUUGGGCGUGCUCACACAAGACGAACUGGACAAUGGUCAUGGACGUGCGCGCCUAAACAUGUUUCGUCACAUGCACGAGAUUCAGUCGGGUCGGACCUCCUGCAUUUCGCAUGAAACUCUUGGUUUCGAUGCAUUGGGAAAUGUGGUUAACUACAAGUACAAUGAAAUGAUGACUGCUGAGGAGAUAAGCGAUAGUUCAACAAAGCUGGUUACUUUCAUGGACCUGGCAGGUCACCGUCGCUACAUGCGCACAACAGUCCAAGCUCUGAGCGGCUAUUCGCCUCACUAUGCGAUGCUUGUGGUGUCCGCUGGCAGCGGAUGCAAUGACACCACCGAGGAGCAUUUGGCCAUUGUGCGUGCGCUGGAUAUGCCAUUCUUUAUAUUGAUUACCAAAACGGAUAUUACAUCGCCAGAUGCCACGCUACAAGAGCUGCGCACGCUGCUCACAAAUAUUGGCUGCCGCAAAGUGCCGUUUAUUAUCACCAAUACCGAUGAGGCCAUAUCAGCAGGCUCGAAUCAGGUAUCUGAGAAUAUUGUGCCCAUAUUUUGCGUCUCAAAUGUGACUGGAACUGGACUCAAUCUGGUCACCAAGUUUCUCUACGUGCUUUCGCCAGGCAUCAGCAAUGCCGAAAAAGAUCGACUGGAACUGGAGCCAUGCGAGUUCCAAAUCGAUGAAAUUUUCCGAGUUACCGACGUAGGUUCCGUUGUGGGAGGCCUGUUGGUACAGGGAGUCCUCACAGAAAAUAUGCCCAUGAAAAUUGGACCACUACCGAAUGGAAGCUUCCAUGCAGUUACCGUGCACACCAUACAUCGCAACAAGGCUCCAUGUCGAGUGGUGCGAGCUGGCCAAAGUGCAUCGUUAUCGUUUACGCCAACUCAGGAGCUGCCACCGCUACGCAGUGGAAUGGUUCUGUUGGGUGAUUCAGGAAACAUUGACGAGCCCUAUGGCACUUACUUCUUUCAAGCCAAGGUCUCUGUACUCUUCCAUGCCACCGCCAUCUAUGUAGGCUUUCAGACAACGGUUCAUAUUGGGAGCAUACGUCAGACGGCGGUUAUACGUGGUAUCAUGGGUGGUGAGAAACUGGGUACCAAUGACUCCGCCUCUGUCAUGUUUGAGUUCGUUGGACACCCUGAGUAUGUACGACCUGGUAUGCGUAUACUAUUCCGCGAGGGAAUGUCCAGCAAGGGCAUAGGUGUUGUUACCCAGGUAUUUCCCGUUAACAAGACACGUACGAAGUAGAUGCAAGCCUGCGGCGGAGCAAAUGAGAUUUCUUCUAUUUGAAAAAUAGAUGCGCGAAUCGGCUCUGCAUUUGGACAGUGAACAGAUUAAUACUUAUUAAAGCUUAUCAAUAUAUCUCAACACGGAUUACAUAUAGAGACAUGUACAUAUUACUUACAAUUAGAGUUUAGAAAUUUCGAUUAGCAUAUGUACAAAACUGAAUAUGCAGAAAUUGUAGCAGAUCUUCUUUAC